AUGGUGGCCGAGUCUUGGUUUCGCAGCUUGUGGAAGAUUCCUCGGAAGCAUGAUAAUGGUCGAGAUAAAGUUUCUCUGGGAGUUUUGGCCCUGGAAGUUUCAAGCUUAAUGUCCAAAGUAGUUCAUCUAUGGCAUGCUUUGAGUGAUAAGCAGAUUUCUAGGUUGAGGGAGGAGAUUACGAAUUCUGUGGGUAUUAAGAAACUAGUCUCUGAGGAUGAAGAUUAUAUCAUUAGGUUGAUAUGCGCCGAGCUGAUGGAGACUGUGGUUCAUGUGGCCAAGUCGGUGGCCCGGCUAUGUAAGAAGUGUGGCGAUCCUACUCUAAAGAGCUUUGAAACGGCUUUCCAAGAACUGGUAAAGAUCGAUAUUGAUCAAUACGGAUGGGAGUUUUCAUUGAAGAAAAUGGAUAAGAAGGUUAAAAAGAUGGAGCGCUUCAUUUCAAUCAAUGGUUCAUUGUACCAGGAGAUGGAGUUACUUGUGGAGCUUGAACAGACAGUAAGAAGAAUGAAGUGCAGCGAACCAAUACCAGAUAGUUUUCCUGACUAUCACAAGAAGCUUUUGUGGAAGCAACAUGAAGUGAAAGGUCUUAGGGAAAUGUCACUUUGGAAUAGGACAUAUGAUUAUACAGUUGGCCUUCUAGCAAGAUCGAUAUUCACUAUAUUCCGCAGGAUCAAUCAUGUUUUUGGUUCUAAUACUACGGUGGAUCAGAGACCUGGACGAGUUGUGGAUUCUGAUUACAUUUAUCGCAGCCAGUCGGUUUCUACUAUAUUGCAAUCAUCUGUGCCUCAGUCUGAAAGUAGAAAUAUCCCAAGAUUCUCUUCUGGUCCCCUUGGCAUGUAUGCUGGGAAAUCUGGUCCUCUUCCUAAAGCGAAUAAGAGGAAUGAUUUCCACUCGGGUCCUAUUGGUGGUGGCUUGCCGACAAAGCCUGCACCUAGUACUGAAAAGAAGAAGGGCUUGAAAUUCUUUUCAGGUCCACUUGGAAAGCCGACUUCAAAGUCGGGGCCACUCUAUGAAAUCAGCAAGCUGUGGCAAACUCCUCAAUCGCCGGCAGCACAGGCAAAUCGAUCGCAUUCAAAGCAUAGUCGGCUGACUCAAGUUGGUCCUUUCAAGGGAUGCAUAGCCACAAACAGUUCACCUGUUGUCAAUUGUCACAUUCCGGAUCUUCAUUCCAGAAUUCUUGAUGCUGCACGUGAAAGUAAUGGUAAUCACUUCCAUCAUGUGAGCUUGGCUUCUACUGGUCAGUCGAUAUUUAGUACCAAAUUUGUGGUUGCUCUUCCUGAAACCCUAAGUGCCACUGCUUUAGCACUCCACUAUGCUAAUGUUAUUAUUGUUAUUGAGAAGCUAGCAGCAUCUCCUCAUUUGAUUAGCCAUGAUGCCCGAGACGAUUUGUACAGCAUGCUACCAGCAAGUGUAAGAAUCAUGCUAAGGCAAAAGUUGAAGCCAUAUGCCAAGAGUUUGGCGCUAGCUGAGUAUGACAGUGUACUUGGGAGUGAGUGGACUGGGGCUAUAUCUUCAAUAUUGGAAUGGUUGGCCCCUCUUGCUCAUAACAUGAUUAGAUGGCAAUCCGAGAGGAGUUUCGAGCAACAGAACUUUGUUUCUAGGACAAACGUUUUCCUGGUUCAAACUCUUUUCUAUGCUAAUCAAGAGAAGACUGAAGCCACUAUUGCAGAGCUUCUAGUUGGUCUGAAUUACCUCUGGAGAUCUGGCCGGGAACCUGACGCGAAAGCUCCUAGGGAGUGUGCUACUAGCAGAACGUUUGAUGAGUAUUUGGAGCUCGGCGAGUAG
Messenger RNA from Linum tenue, 1782 nucleotides. The record is from the annotation of a GenBank genome assembly. Lineage: Eukaryota; Viridiplantae; Streptophyta; Magnoliopsida; Malpighiales; Linaceae.